Molecule: messenger RNA, 1616 nt
Organism: Thlaspi arvense
Lineage: Eukaryota; Viridiplantae; Streptophyta; Magnoliopsida; Brassicales; Brassicaceae
Source: the annotation of a GenBank genome assembly
UCCACGCCCAUAGAGUACAAAAUAACAUUACUAUCUAUAUAUAGUAUCCCUUAUCUUCUUCUUUUUCGCUAAACAUCUUUCUUCUCUAUUCUUCUGAAUCUCAUUCAUUCAUUGGUCAGGAAAAUAAUGAAUAAUCUCACAUUCUAUCCAUCUUUGUCUUCUUCUAUGCUCUCUUUUACGCAGCAAACUCCGGCCAUUGUGUCAUCUUCUCCGACGGAUAUACUUCAGCAGAAACUCCGGUUUGUCGUGGAAUCGUCGUCGGACCGAUGGGCUUACGUCAUUUUAUGGCAAAAGAUGACUGAUGAUAAAUCGGACCGGUCUUACUUGGUUUGGGUUGACGGACAUUUCGGUGGAAACAAGAAUUACAAAUCCCAAGAAAAUUAUACAAGUAACAGCAUCGAGUGUGAGCUGAUGAUGGACGGUGGAGAUUUGGAGUGGUUCUAUGCAACAUCAUUGAAUGGCGGAGAUGGGUCGCCGAGCACGGAAUUUUCCGGCGAAUCUUUGAUAUGGCUAACCGGUUCCGACGAGCUCCGGUUUAGCAACUGUGAUAGGGCUAAAGAAGCCAGUUUCCACGGGGUCCACACGUUCGUCUCCCUACCAAUAAUACACAAUGGCAUUAUCGAACUUGGUUCGUCCGUCACGAUUAAGCAAAACUGGAACUUUAUCAAUUGGGUCAAGUCAAUAUUCGGGUCAGAUGAAACCCCGAGACAAACUAACCAAACCGGUUCUGAUCCUAAACCGGCGGGAUCAGAUCAUUCGGAAGUUGGAAAUCAACAAUCAAAAGCGGAGAGAAAACUGAGGAGCAAAAUCGAUACGACGGAGAAACGGAAUCUUUCGCCGGUUUUGAACCACGUGGAGGCGGAGAGGCAGCGGAGAGAGAAGCUAAACCACCGGUUUUACGCUCUACGUGCCGUCGUACCAAAUGUGUCGCGAAUGGAUAAAGCGUCGCUCUUAUCCGACGCCGUUUCGUACAUCGAAAAUCUCAAAUCCAAAAUCGACGAUCUCGAAAUGGAGAUCAAGAGGUUGAAGACAUUUACUUUAGAAGACAACAGCCUCAACAUUGACCAAGUCAACCAGAAACCUUCGGAAUCAAACAGAGUCUCUGGCCUUGAAGUGCAAGUAAAGAUCGUCGGAGAUGAAGCUGUGGUUAGGGUUGAGACGGACAAUGUGAACCAUCCAACGUCAGCAUUGAUGAGUGCGUUGAUGGAAAUGGAUUGCCGUGUACAACACGCGAGUGCAUCGCGCGUGAGUCAGAUUAUGGUUCAAGAUGUUGUUCUUUGUGUUCCAGACGGAUUAAGAUCAGAAGAUAGGCUUAGGACCACACUUGUUCGAAAGCUAAGAUCAGUCACUCGAGAGCUUAAUUAGUUGUCUACGUAAUGAAUUAAUAUUUUAUUUUUUUAUCAAUGGAGACGUUUGUCGUGAAUUAAUUAGUGUGAGAAAAGUCUCAAGCCAUGUAGAUUAAGAAGACAAACAAAAAUUUAAUUGUUGGUUUAUGUUUGACGAUCAUUCUUUUCAGUCUAUAAUUCUUUUUCUGGAGCCAUCCAAGAAGGAUUAACUCCAGUUUUUUAUUCUAAAUUUAAUCCAUCUGUAAUUGAAAGAUUAACAUUGCAUCAUCA